AUGGGGACGAAGGACGUGAGAGUGGAUGUCAAGUUGAACAAGCAGAUUUGGAGCAGAGGUAUCAGAGGUCCUCCUAGAAGGAUCAGAGUCCGAGUCGCUCGCAAGAGAAACGAUGACGAAGAUGCAAAGGAAGAGUUCUUCUCCCUUGUCACUGUUGCUGAAAUCCCUGCUGAAGGACUUAGUGGCCUUGGCACUAAAGUCAUCGAGGAAGAGGAUUGA
Molecule: messenger RNA, 219 nt
Organism: Thlaspi arvense
Lineage: Eukaryota; Viridiplantae; Streptophyta; Magnoliopsida; Brassicales; Brassicaceae
Source: the annotation of a GenBank genome assembly